Dimorphilus gyrociliatus is the source of this 2617-nucleotide messenger RNA. The record is from the annotation of a GenBank genome assembly. NCBI's taxonomy places the organism in Eukaryota, Metazoa, Annelida, Polychaeta, Dinophilidae.
GAUGAAGAUUGAAUGUGGCGAAGGUUACACUAUUAAGAUUUUAAACGCAUAUUAUGGAAGAGAAACAACUCUAGUUAGAUCUGAUUUUUGUUCUGCUGGAGCAUCUAGUAUAAGGAGGAAUAUUUGCGAACAGGAUGUUAAUGAUAAUACAUUAAACUCUAAUUUGGCAUAUUCAACUUGGAAUCCUCAGGAAUGUCCUACCAGUCUUAAACGUUUUCUUAUGGUCGAUUAUACCUGUCAACGGAUUUCUUUGAAGCAAGCUUGUGAUGGCGAUUGGAUGCUUUUAGAAUGCCCAAGAGACUAUACAAUAAUUCCUGUAGGCGUCUUUUAUGGGCGAUCACUUGCCGAAAAAUGUCUUCCACCAGACAGAGAUAAUUAUGAGGAAUAUGAAUAUGGUAUUAAGAAGAAGGACAAUAUUUCAUAUUGUCGUUUCAAUACUAGAGCUGUUUAUUCCGCAAUUCGAUUAAAAUGUUUAAAUAGGAGAUUAUGUUCUUUCAAAGUUGAUAAAGAAAUUUUUUCUGGCUUUGAUGGUAUGCAUAAAGAGAAAUGUCCAGAAGAUGUUAAAACAUAUUUAAAGGUACACUACUUAUGCGAAGAUUCUGUAAAACAGACAACGUCUUACAUAUGCUCUAAUGAGGUUUUCGAACCUUCCUGCCCCAGGGGUCAACUAAUUAAUAUUAAGUCGACUCUAAGAGGUCGCUUGCAACUUAAUGAUUCUAAAUGUGAAAAAGAUAUAUUAUCAACCUUCAAAGGACCAUGUCAGGUUGAUAUCGUUGAUGGUAUGCAAAAAAUGAUAAAGAGAUGCCAGUUAAAGAACUCGUGUAAAGUUCCAAAUACAAUAGACGAAUGGAAUGGACUCAACUUUACUUAUAGAAGAUGCACCGAGGAAGAUAAACCAUAUUUAGUCACCCUUUAUGAGUGUCAACCGAAAAGCUCUCUAAUUAUUUGCCCUAAGCAAGGGCCUAAAACAGUAGAAUGUCCUCGGGGUUAUGUUAUAGAGCCCUCGGCUACAUUUUUUGGUAGGCACAAUGACUUGUCAUGUCUUGAUGAGAAUGAGACGAUAGAUAUAGACAGAGUAUGUUAUUCAGACUCUAAUGAGGUAUUAAGAAAAGUCAAUAGUCUUUGUAGAGGUCGACAAACAUGUACACUCAUAGCUGAUUCUAAAUACUAUAUGGAUGGAGACAAAUUUUCAAAAUCUCAAUGUUCUGGACCAUUUGAAAAUAAACAAUAUCUAUGGAUAAAUUACAGAUGUACAUAUGAACAGUGCCUGACAGCUGCUGAUAAGGCGGAGAAGGAAUUAUCGGAUUGUUUAAAAGUGUAUGAAAAUUUGUGCCUUACUUAUAAAUUUCAACAAUGUUAUACAAAUUCAUUAAAUUUGCUAAGUAAAAAUAAAGAAUGUAAAGAAUUUAAAAGACGUUUUAAAUCGUAUUACUCUUGGUGGAUUCCAGCCCAUAAGAAGUUAUUAUGUCAAUUGCCUUCAUGCGCUUUCCAACUCGCAAGAGAAUUUUCUGAAAUUUUUAAGCAAUAUAACAAAAUUCCUGAUAAAGUUGAACCAGGCAAGCUACAUUAUCUAAAGUGUGCAAUUGCAGAAGACAUUGAACAGCAAAUUAAUGAAAAUAUCGAAUUCGACUUUCAAUAUCAUUUCAUAAUGCUAUCAUGCAUUUCAAAAAUGAGAAACUUCUAUAAUGGCAUUAAAAAUGGUGAUGGUUUAAAAGGUAAAGUUGUCGCUGACGUAGGGAGUGGUACAGGAAUCUUAGCUAUGUGGUGUGCUCAAGCUGGAGCUAAAAGAGUUUAUGCUAUUGAGCCUAACGAUAACUACAACCUACUUGUUGAAAAUGUCAAGAGAAACAAGCUCGAAGAUGUUAUUCAAGCAUUUCAUUCUACUGCCGAAGAGGUUGAGCUUCCCGAAAAGGUUGAUGUGAUUGUUAGUGAAGUUUUGGGCACCGCUCUCAUUGGUGAUGCUAUUUUCCCGUUUUUGGUUCAAGCUAGAGAUAAAUUCUUGAAGCCGGAUGGCGUUAUGCUUCCUUCUCAUGCAACCUUGAACAUAGCUCCCAUCGCUGAUAACGAAUUUAUAACUCGAGGAGAAGAAUUGCUAAACAAUUUUCAUUCUCUCUACGAUCUUGAUCUUGGAAAUUUGGCGGAUUAUUUCCGUAAAUCUUGCGCAAAGAAAGUCUACUGCAAGCUGAUUCGUCCAGAAACUGUAAAAGCAAAACCAGCAGUUGUCGAUCGUAUUGACUUCAAAACACUAAAAUUUGAAAACUCUACAACUUGCAGCGGACGUUUUGAAUUCGUUAUGAAUCGUUCAACAGAUAUCCAAGGUUUCGCAAUAUGGUUUACGGCAACGUUCCCAAAUGGCAUUUCUUUUAGCACUGGACCAACAGAUCAUCCAACACACUGGAGACAAGAUGUUUUAUACUUGGAAAAAAAUUUGCAAGUACAGAAAGGAGAUGUCAUUGAAGGUUUUCUUAAAGUGGAAAAUGACAUGAGUUCUAAAUUUUUCUACAGCACAAAAUUAGAAUUUACCGUGAACGGAAAAGAUAAACAAGUUAAAGAUUGCUACAUUGGAUUAGAUAGAGGUCAACUUCUAUGCGGCGGUUUAAACACUCUAGCCUUAUAA